AAGGGCAAAGUCUUAUUUUUUCUUGGGUAAAAGUGGCUUUUCAUAUAACUCUUAAGUGAGUACAGCCAAGUACAUCAAUAGAAAGAAAAUAAAACAAAUUAUAAGGGACAUCAGGAUCCCUAAUCCAGAUAACUUCUCCAGAAUGCAUGCCGAGUCAUGAAGGAGGCAACUCAAUCGGCAGCUCUGUUCGCCUUCCGAUACACAUGUGCUGCAUGAAAAUAAUCUAUCUCCCUAAUCAGUCUGCAAGUCUCCCGAAUUAGCGGGUGGCCACCUCCAAAUCUAUCCACUCCUGAUAUCUAGUCAAUCACCGUAGAGGAAUUACCCUCAAGGUAUACCCCAUCUGCACCAUAUACUCUCCUCUCAGGUUGCCCGCAGCUCCACCUCAAUGGCGGUCAAACCAGAGGUGCGUCGGCCUCCCGUCACAAUCAGCCUACCCUGGUAAGCUCUGAUCAGAAAUCCUACUCCUCUAUAAACUCCAUCCGCCGAUCUACCGCCACUGAAAUUAACUUUGAGAUUACCAAAGGAUCGGGGCACUCAGAAAAAAAAAGGGCAAAUCUGAAUGCUGUGACAGCGAAACGGGUACCCCAGAUGUCCUUGGCCAUUUUAGAGGAUCUCGACGCGGUUGCCGUGGUGAUCUCUAUAGAAUUCCGAAAAUCUCUAUCCACCACCGUCCUUGGAGCCGACCCACUGCCCUCAAAGAGGUGCGCAUUUUUGUCCAACUAUAUGUGAUAGGCUAGGUAUGCCCUCAUGAUCUCCUCCUCGACAGUGCUAGGUCUCCUCAUAGAAUUUUGUAUAUGAUGCAAUAGGUCCUCCACUGACUGCAAUGUAUGUGGUUGAGGAACAGACGACCUCUCCCAAAUAUGUACUGCCCUGGGAUAGCUGAGGAUAACAUGAGUAAUAAUCUCCUCAAUGCCCGGUCAAGCCUCAUAUAAUGGAGUGGUCUGGAUACCUCACCUUGCUAACAGCUCCUUGGUCACCUUCCAUAAGAAUGAGGGCAAAGUCUUGGUGGUACGUUCGGGUCGUGUAUCGUUGUCACAUGGUGUAUUCUUUCUCCGGUCCCACUGAGCCGCCCUCUCGAUGGCUAGAAGCCAGAGCUAGCAUUUCUGUCAAUUUCGCUGCAGCAUUCGUCUCUCUGUCAGUGCCUACUGUUUGAUUCCGGUUCUCCUGCCUCUGUCUCGCGGAAGAGACUCGGAAUGCAAAACUUGGAGAAAGAUCAAGUAGUCCUCAUCAUGCAGUCCCCGGAUCUCGCCGAUCCCCAACCCUUCUCCGGCGAGAAACCAACCCCAAACCAUAAUUCGAAUCCGAACUCCGCCACCGCCGCCGCGGUCCCUCCGUCGAAGCCCUCCCGGCCAACCCUCAACCGCCUCGCGGUCUCGAAGCCCAAAUCCCGCUUCGUGGAACUCAACUACCCUCCCCUUCUGAAGCCCGAGCACCAGCCCCUGUCCGAGAUCCCCAAAAGAUCCGACGACACGGACUCCGACUCCGACGAUCAAGAAGAAGACGAGGAGGAGGAAGAGGAGGAGCAGCCCAUCUCCGACAAAUUUCUCCCGAAGAGCGGCCGGUGGUGGUUCGGGUGGCAGGCCCUGCUCGAGUGGUCCGCCUUCGUCGCCAUCACCGCCUGCCUCGUCUCCAGCCUCACCCUCCCCUCCCUCAAGCUUCAUACGCUCUGGGGUCUGAAACAGUGGAAGUGGUGCCUGAUGGGCCUGGUGGUGCUGUGCGGCCGCCUCGUCUCCGGGUGGCUGGUGUGGGCCCUGGUGUUCGUCAUCGAGCGCUACUUCCUCCUCCAAGAGAAGGUGCUCUACUUCGUGUACGGCCUUCGGAAGAGCGUCCGCAGCUGCGUCUGGCUGGCCCUCGUCGUCCUCUCCUGGUACCUCGUCUUCGACCCCAAGGUGGACACCUCCCCCAUCCUCUACCGCUUCUCCCGCGCCCUCGUCGCCUUCCUCGUCGCCGCCACCAUCUGGCUCCUCAAGAUCCUCCUCGUCAAGGUCCUCGCCUCCUCCUUCCACGUCGCCACCUUCUUCGACCGCAUGAAGGAGAGCGUCUUCCACCAAUACAUCCUCGAGAGCCUCUCCGGGCCACCCCUUGAAGAAGAUAAUGUUGACACCACCAGUCGCACUAAAGAGGAGGAGAAUGAGAAGAAGAGGAAGAAGAAGCUGAAGCGGCGAUCGCCGGUGGCUGGGAUGAUCAUGGGGCGGUCGAAGACGAUGCCGGCGAGGAUGGGGGGGUCGUCGCGGAGGAUAGACAUGAAGAAGCUCCGGGAUCUGAGCCGGGCGGCGGCGAACGGGCGCAGCGUGAGGCGGCUGGUGAGUCACAUCAUGAAGACGGGGCUCUCCUUGUCGACGCUCUCGAGGACGGUGGACCGGACGGUGGACCGCUUCGGGGAGACGGACGCGGACUCGGAGAUCACCAGCGAGCGGGAGGCCCGCGUCUCGGCCGAGCGCAUCUUCAAGAACGUCGCCAAGCCCCACCACAAGUAUAUUGAGGAGGAGGAUUUGAAGAGGUUCCUGACCAGGGAGGAGGUGCACACAAUAUUUCCACUCUUCGAAGGAGCCCUUGAGACAGGAAAGAUUAAGAAGUCUGCAUUCCGCAAUUGGGUGGUGAGAGCAUAUCGAGAGCGGAAGUCAUUGGCUCAUUCCCUGAAUGACACAAAGACUGCAGUGCAGCAGCUGCACAAGCUGGCGAGUGCAGUUGUGAGUGUGAUCAUUCUUAUGAUUUCACUUCUUGUGAUGGGGGUGGCCACCACAAAACUCCUUCUGGUAGUCACUUCGCAGUUGCUGGUGGCAGGCUUCAUGUUUAAGAACAUGGUUAAGAUCAUCUUUGAGUCCAUCAUCUUCGUCUUUGUCAUGCACCCUUUCGAUGUGGGUGAUCGCUGUGUGAUUGAUGGUGUUCAGAUGAUUGUUGAAGAAAUGAACAUAUUGACUACAGUCUUCCUUCGGUAUGAUAACGAGAAGAUCUACUACCCUAAUGCAGUACUGUUGUCAAAGCCCAUCAGCAACUUCUAUAGAAGUCCUGACAUGGGUGAUAUGAUUGAGUUUUCGAUCGAUGUUUCUACCCCAGUCGAAACUGUUACUGCUCUAAGGAAAUCAAUACAAGCGUACCUGGAGAGCAAGCCAAAGUAUUGGCACCCAAAGCACUCAGUUCUAGUGAAAGAGAUUGAAAAUGUCAACAAAAUGAAAAUGGCUCUAACUGUGCUCCACACAAUGAACCAUCAGAACUUCCCUGAAAAGAAUAAUCGGCGGUCAGAACUUGUAUUUGAGCUGAAGAAGAUCUUUGAAAGUCUUGGCAUCAAAUAUCAUCUCCUCCCUCAAGAGAUCCAUCUAACCCAAGUCGUUAUGGCAGAUGGAAGGAUGCCUGCACAGUAAACUUACCAACUAAUCUUAUCCUCUGCUGCCUAAAUGAAGUCUGGUAAUGGGAUGUGGCUAGAGAGAAAAGUGGCUGGUCAAAGGUCAGUUUGUAAGUUUGCUUGGUUUUUUGUGGUUGAUAACCAGUUGAAUAUGAAAGCUGCAAGGAGUGGAGAAGAGCAAGACAAGAUUUACUAAUGAGAUUAUAGGGGGCAGUUUUUGAAAUUGGUGGAAUGACUGCAAUAGAAAGAAAAAUCUGAUAAUGUCUUCAAGAGAGAACAAUAAUCCCCCACAACCAUGCUGGUCUCCUUAUGCAGUCCUGCUAUUUAAUGUUGGUCAGUGAAAAGUAUUUGUAAACAGAAAUAUAGUGAAUGCAUCUCAAUUCUGACAUUUUU
This is a messenger RNA of Phoenix dactylifera (date palm), 3736 nucleotides long. Its product is annotated as mechanosensitive ion channel protein 10-like. Gene Ontology annotation, biological process: transmembrane transport; monoatomic anion transport; detection of mechanical stimulus. NCBI's taxonomy places the organism in Eukaryota, Viridiplantae, Streptophyta, Magnoliopsida, Arecales, Arecaceae. Gene Ontology annotation, molecular function: mechanosensitive monoatomic ion channel activity. Gene Ontology annotation, cellular component: plasma membrane. The record is from RefSeq and is a predicted model, not a curated record.